AUGGAGGAGGGAAAGCCGAACCCCUCGCCCGAUGGAACUCCUGAAGCCGCCGAUGCUCAUGAAGGUCGAACCAAAGAACCAAAACAUAUAGGUACAAAGGAAGUCGUCGUGUCGCCAAGUAUAGCCGACCCCGACAACAAGGCAGCAGCAAUCAGUAUAGAUACAGAUGAUCAUGGAUAUCUCACCGGAAUAAAGCGCACCGGAGAGCUCACCGGAAUAAAGCUCACCGUCAUAAUUGCGGCGCUUUCCGUGACAUCUUUUCUUCUCCUGUUGGAUAUGUCUAUUGUUUCCACGGCCGUUCCUCGGAUCACAAGCGACUUUCACUCCCUGACGGAUAUCGGGUGGUAUGGCAGUGCAUACCUCCUUUCGAGGAUUCAACACUGUUAUGAUUUAUUUCAGAAAGAAGCUAACAAUUUGGAAUCUAGCUGUGCACUGCAGCCAAUGACUGGGAAGAUCUUCAGUCAGUUCGACUCCAAGUUGGGAUCCCUCCUUUCUGCUGUUGCCACAUCAUCGAAUAUAUUUAUCGUUGGAAGGGCUGUCGCAGGAAUGGGAGCAUCUGGCCUCUCUAACGGUGGUUUGACCAUAAUUGCGUUAUCCAUACCAUUACAGAAGCGAGCAGUCUACAUGGGGAUUUUGAUGGGAAUAUCUCAACUAGGGGUACUCUUCGGGCCUCUGCUUGGAGGGGCGCUUACUGAGCAUGCUAGUUGGCGAUGGUGUUUCUACAUCAACCUUCCAGCUGGAGCGCUUGCUGCUAUCUUCCUCUUCUUCAUUCGCAUACCAAGCCACCACACCAAAAGAACGGACAAACCUUCCUUUCGUUCAAUUCUCAAAUCACUCGACCUAGUUGGCUUUAUACUCUUUGCCCCGGCUGCAAUCAUGUUUCUCCUCGCCCUCCAAUGGGGCGGUAAUACAUACAAGUGGGACAGUGCAACGAUCAUUGGGCUAUUCUGCGGCUCUGCUGCUACCGUUGUUGUAUUCAUCGGUUGGGAAUAUACCAGAGGUGAUUCUGCUAUGAUUCCACUCUCGAUGGUUAAAAAAAGACCCAUUGCCUCGAGUUGUAUGGUCCAGUUAUUCCAAUUCGGUAGUAUGCUAAGCACGAGUUACUAUCUCGCCAUUUAUUUCCAAGCUGUGAGGGGAUUCGCACCGACGUUGAGUGGUGUCUACAUGCUGCCCUCCAUCCUCAGUCAGUUGAUGUUGGGUAUUGUAUCUGGAAUUUUAGUUGGCCGUCUGGGAUAUUACCUGCCCUUCAUAAUUUUCGGUACUGGGCUUACAUCGAUCGGUUCUGGAUUGAUGAGCACUCUCACCCCAACCUCCGCAACCGGGGCAUGGAUAGGGUACCAAAUUAUCUCCGGUGCUGGCCGCGGAGGUGGACUUCAGAUGCCCAUCCUAGCGAUACAAAGUAAUCUGAAACCCCAAGAAAUCCCUGUAGGGAUGGGCCUUGGGAUAUUCUGCCAAUCUAUCGGCGGUGCACUGUUCCUCUCCUUUGCGCAAACCAUCUUCUCCACCAGCCUAGUAGACGCACUUCCUGAUUUCGCCCCCGAGGUAGAUGCACAAGCGGUGAUUAAUGCUGGUGCAGCUGGCGCUCGAGAUAUCGUUUCAAAGGCGCUUCUUCCUGGUGUCCUACUCGCGUACAAUCAAGCGGUCAGCCAUGUGUUCUAUCUUGCGGCAGGGGCUAGUGCCGUAGCUUUUGUUUUCAGUUGGGGGAUGGGGUGGAAGAGUGUUAAGAAGGCGAAAGUCGUCACGCCGGCGGCCGAAUAA
Venustampulla echinocandica is the source of this 1758-nucleotide messenger RNA. RefSeq lists its product as uncharacterized. Bases 1 to 1758 code for a protein of 585 amino acids. Gene Ontology annotation, molecular function: transmembrane transporter activity. Lineage: Eukaryota; Fungi; Ascomycota; Leotiomycetes; Helotiales; Pleuroascaceae. The transcript is spliced from 9 exons. The record is from RefSeq and is a predicted model, not a curated record. Gene Ontology annotation, biological process: transmembrane transport.